ACUGUGUCUGCCGCCACCAUGUGUUACUGAAUGUUGAUGUCGGUGCUCGUUGGAGAACAGAGAAUGUGGAGUCAUCACAUUUCAAUACUAAUAAAGAUAUUGACCGUUUGAUCCGUGAAACAGAGACGAUGGUGACCCAGGAUCUGGAGGGUGGCGACCGCCAAAGAGCAAUGAAAAGGUUGAGGGUGCCACCUCUGGGAGAACAGCAGAGCCCGUGGACCACGUUUAAAGUUGGGCUCUUUUCAGGCUCCUUUAUCGUGCUUCUCAUUGCAGUUGUGCUGUCAGGCAUCUUUCAUCGCUCUCGAGAUGAUUGGAGGAUUGUGUUUCGUCUAUACAGAGGUCCACUGCUCAUUAUUGAGUUUCUAUUCCUGAUGGGUAUCAAUGUAUAUGGAUGGCGAUCAUCUGGCGUGAAUCAUGUGCUCAUAUUUGAGCUGGAUCCUCGUAAUCACCUCUCAGAGCAACACAUUAUGGAACUAGCUGCAAUAUUUGGAGUCGUGUGGGCUCUGAGUGUUCUCAGCUUCUUGUACAGUGCUUCUCUAAGCAUUCCACCUUACGUCAAUCCAUUAGCUCUCAUUACUAUCAUGGCUGUGUUCAUCCUCAAUCCGACCAAGACUUUCCGACAUGAAGCCAGAUUUUGGGCAUUGAAGGUCCUGGGUCGGAUAAUUUUAGCUCCACUAUUCUAUGUCAAUUUUGCUGACUUCUGGCUGGCUGAUCAGUUGAAUAGUUUAGUAGUAGUUUUUGUUGAUUUUCAGUAUUUUAUUUGUUUCUACCUGACAAAUGACAACUGGAUGGCAGCAGAUGAUAUAAAUGUUUGUGUUGAUUAUACUCAAAUAAUACGUCCAUUGGUUGGCUGUCUGCCAGCAUGGUGGAGAUUUGCACAGUGUCUGCGACGUUACAGAGACACAAAGGAAGCUUUUCCUCAUCUUGUGAAUGCUGGAAAGUAUGCCACUUCUUUCCUUGUUAUGCUGUUCAGCACAAUGAAUGUGAUAUAUACAGAUGCAUAUCGAGUAACGACAGAAAACCCGUAUUUCUAUUUGUGGGUGAUGGCAUCAAUACUGAGCUCCUGUUAUGCUUACACAUGGGACAUCAAGAUGGAUUGGGGCUUGUUCGAUAAGAAAGCAGGAGACAACAAAUAUUUGCGAGAGGAAGUAGUCUAUUCAUCAACUGGUUACUAUUACUUUGCGAUUGUGGAGGAUUUCAUCUUACGGUUUGGUUGGGCACUGAACUUAUCUCUCACUACGAUGGGUUAUGUUCAUAGUGAUAUUAUGAUUUCCAUUCUCUCACCAUUAGAAGUAUUCAGACGUUUUGUAUGGAACUUCUUUCGCCUUGAGAAUGAACAUCUCAACAACUGUGGUAAGUUUCGAGCAGUGAGAGACAUCUCGGUAGCUCCCAUGGAUACAUCUGAUCAGAACCAGAUUAUCCGAAUGAUGGACGAUGAAGAUGGUGUUAUCAACAGGCGCAAGAAGAAACAAGGUCCUGCCAAAAAGAAGGAGGAUCAUCGUCUUCUAUUAGAGGGGGAGUCAACAGAUGAUCCUGAUAGUUAGGCUGCCACUGUUGUUCACAGAUGUUUUUCUGAGAUUGAGUUGCAAAACAGUGGUACUUUUGUGGUUUUAAGUGAUACAGAUUUCAGAUUGUGAUUAUCUGGGCUGUGAAGAGGUUAGUCUUGAAGGUGGACCCAACAGUUGACAGGAACAGGCUGUGUUGUUCUUCAAGACCAAUCCUGAUGAUGGCCCUAAUCCAGAAGUCCACAGUCUGAACCCCCAUGAAAACGCGAAAAGUUAUAUUAGUUCAUUUCUGAUCAGAGAUAAUAUGUACUUAAAUUUUUGUUGCCAUGUUGUUGAUCUGGCUGUCAGACUGGAAUCUUCAUUGUUACUUCCAAAGAAAUGUUUGGAGUGGUAAUUUUGCUGGAAGACUUCAUAGGUGUGUUCUUAGAAUAUUUUCUUCAAAUAAGUUUUAUUUGAGAUUGUUCAUAGUCACUGCUGGGAGAAUCAUCAAACUGCAGGGUGUUAGAGCCUAGAAUAUAGUAAUAUUCAUGCUUCGUAUAGAGGCAUCUCAGAUUUUGCGUUUUUCGUACUCACCCUUGCUCUGCCAUACCAGAUUGUACAUCAAAGCAGAGAAAGAUAAAUGACACAGUGAAAGUCAGCUAAGACAAAACAGCUUAAAAACGUUUCCCUGUGUAAGAUAUUAAAAUCAUUUUAUAAAAAUAAACUUUCCUGUAUGCUUUUUGUACAUUUUGCCUUUUAAAUAAGUUCCACUGUGGAAAGGAUUUCCCAUGUGAAUAUCAUGCAUCUAGCUUUUUACCCAUUUAAUAUUUUUAAUAUAAAAAUAUGUAGAGUAUAAUUUAAUUCCCACAUUUGUCUUCCACCUUUUCAUCCUAUUAUUUUCUUUAUAUAGGGUGUCCCACGAGUUUGGUGCCAUACUUCAGGAGCGUAUGAAUUAAUUCCCACAUUUGUCUUCUACCUUUUCAUCCUAUUAUUUUCUUUAUAUAGGGUGUCCCACAAGUUUGGUGCCAUACUUCAGGAGCGUACUCAGGGUUCCCUAU
Messenger RNA from Cryptotermes secundus, 2542 nucleotides. RefSeq names its product xenotropic and polytropic retrovirus receptor 1. Gene Ontology annotation, cellular component: Golgi apparatus; plasma membrane; cytoplasm. NCBI's taxonomy places the organism in Eukaryota, Metazoa, Arthropoda, Insecta, Blattodea, Kalotermitidae. Gene Ontology annotation, biological process: phosphate ion transport; cellular response to phosphate starvation. The record is from RefSeq and is a predicted model, not a curated record. The transcript is spliced from 9 exons. Gene Ontology annotation, molecular function: inositol hexakisphosphate binding. The annotation marks the transcript as partial.